Histoplasma capsulatum G186AR is the source of this 375-nucleotide messenger RNA. RefSeq lists its product as uncharacterized. The record is from RefSeq and is a predicted model, not a curated record. NCBI's taxonomy places the organism in Eukaryota, Fungi, Ascomycota, Eurotiomycetes, Onygenales, Ajellomycetaceae. Bases 1 to 375 code for a protein of 124 amino acids. The transcript is spliced from 3 exons.
AUGAUUGACAGACCGGCAAAUGCUGCCAGCGUUGCAUCAACGCGGGAACGCAUACGGAGAAAGGUGACAAGCUCCGCGAAGGUCUAUGUAGUAUGGAUGGGCUUCAGGCUUGCUUUCUCUCCAACAGUCCGACAAAAUGAGGCCCAGUCCAGCUUAACGAAGGCGUCGGAUAAAGAAAUUGCCGCUGAACCGAGCCGACAAUCAAUCAAAGAGAAGAGAUCCUCGAGCGGGGCCAUUUCUAGCAUCCGUGGUGCCUUCGGCCGUUGUCUUGGCCGGCACUUGAAUGCCACCACCUUUGGGGCACAAAUCUGGUAUCGGGGAUUACUAUGGGACGGGAAUGUGCAUGAAUUUCAAGAUAUUUCGGGCCUCAAGUGA